AUCUAUUUUAAUUUCAUCUUUUGUUUUUUCUCUAUUUUAGUUUUGAAGCUUAAUUCUAGGUACUUAAGCUAGCGGGCUACUUUUCUCGAGGAAAUGCCUUCCACGUCAUCAACCCCUAAGAUGAACUUGAAGCUUCUAAUCAACAAAAAGGACGAUAAAGUUGUCUUCGCUGAAGCUGAAAAUGAUUUCAUAGAUUUCCUAUUCAACCUCUUGACUUUGCCCAUUGGCACCAUCGUGAGUUUCCUCCCAAAAGAAAAUAGCCUAAGAGACCUACAUGAGAGUAUCAACAAAUUGGAAGAAGUUUAUCUGCUUGACCAGAGCGACGACUCAUUCUUGAAACUGAAAACACCAGCCUAUACUUUUCUUCCUUUCUUUAAUCCUUAUUCAUCAAGGAGUCAUAGUCAUAAGCCGGACAACUUGGUUACCUACAUGGUGGCUGAUGACUUGUCAGUUACACCCAAGUCCAUAACAUCAACCAUGGCUCUGUUAAAGAAGUACAACAUACAAGAAGUUGGUGUUCUUGAGGAGAAGGUGGUUUCAAUUGGCCUUGAAGAGGCUUUGUACCUAUUGCAUCAUGCUCUGCAUUCCAAGGAAGCUCUCACCAAUGUCUUCCUUUAGAUAGAAAAAACAAAAACAAAAGAAAGAUAAGGGGAUGAUUUAGUUUGUUCUCCUCCUCUAUACAUUUGGUUGUUUGAGAGCUAAACCUUUCAAUUAUGUAAGCUCUCUUUCUUCUUAAAUUUGUAAAAAUCAUAAAGUUCUAAAUCUCUAAUAAUGUUUAUGUUUAAUUGUCUUUA
Molecule: messenger RNA, 794 nt
Organism: Vitis riparia (riverbank grape)
Lineage: Eukaryota; Viridiplantae; Streptophyta; Magnoliopsida; Vitales; Vitaceae
Exons: 3
Coding region: 94-618 (174 amino acids)
Source: RefSeq, a predicted model, not a curated record